AUGUCUCUCAGCACAAGAAUCUUUAGGCGCUUGGCCGCUACGUUGAGCCCGCAGUCAGAGCAUGUCAACUCCGUUCCGCAUAUCCCUUUUGCUGUUCCUCUGCCAACAACGGCGAGACCAGAUCUUCGUCAAAAGAAGAUUAGACGUACUCUCCCUUCUGUUCUUAUGAGAUCGGGAACGUCCAAGGGACUCUUUCUUCACCGAAAUCAUCUUCCUGCAUCUCAAUCAGAAUGGGGUCCUAUCAUUCUAUCUGCUAUGGGGUCAAGACAUGGAGAUAAACGCCAACUUGACGGAGUUGGUGGAGCAACCUCUACUACGUCCAAGGUGGCCAUAGUCUCAAAGUCCACUAGGCCAGGGAUUGACGUGGAUUACACGUUUUGCCAAGUUGCAGUUGGAGAGGGAAAGCUCGACAUGAGCGGUAACUGUGGGAACAUUGCCGCCGGAGUAGCGCCCUUUGCCCUGGAUGAAGGAUUGGUCAAGGCCCGACCGGGCCAGAAAGAGUUGGACGUCAGAGUGUUUAACACUAAUACGCGCCAGCUCAUGGUAGAAACCGUGGAGGUUGGCCCAGAUGGAAAGUUUCAUGAAGAGGGCGACUACCGGAUUAGUGGCUUCAAGGGUAGUGGAAGUCGCAUCAAGAUCGCCUUCAUCGAACCUGCGGGCAGUGCUACUGGGAAACUAUUCCCAACUGGCCAGCGAAAGGAUCGCCUGCGAAUUGCUUCAACCGAUGCAUUCCCCGAAUUUGAGGUGGAGGCGACUCUGAUUGACUCUGCCAACCCCUUUGUCCUUGUUGAUUUGGCUACUCUGCCCGACCACUAUCACGCCCUUGGCCCUGAUGCUCCAAGCUCGCUCAGCAUUGUCGAAGCGAUUCGGAGAGAAGGCGCUGUCAGGAUGGGUCUGGCCAAAACCGUCGAAGAAGCAGGCAAAGUUCGAGGGAUCCCGAAGAUUGCUCUGCUGUCCCCGGCUCCACUCCCAGAGGCCAACCCUCUCAAGACACCGCCCACUGGAAUCUCGGUUACGGCUUACAGUAUGGGGAAGCCGCACCCUAGCUUCCAACUCACCGGAGCUGUGACUCUGGCCGCAGCGACAUGUAUUCGAGGAACGGUCGCUUCCGACUUGUCUCUUUCCCCAUAUGCUCUUCCUUGGCAGACACGUCAGACGGUUCUCCAAGAAGACCUCCGCUUGGCGGGCAGCAAGAAAGAGGUCUGCAUCCAUCACCGAAGCGGGGAAAUCUUGGCGGAAGUCAACAUUGAGGAUGAUGGAAGCCAAGCGAUGGUCAAGGAUGCUACAGUAUUUCGAACAGCGCAGCGAUUGUUCGAAGGGGGAGUGAUUGUCCGACCAUGA
Messenger RNA from Xylona heveae TC161, 1341 nucleotides. Its product is annotated as DUF453-domain-containing protein. Lineage: Eukaryota; Fungi; Ascomycota; Xylonomycetes; Xylonales; Xylonaceae. The transcript is spliced from 2 exons. The record is from RefSeq and is a predicted model, not a curated record. The coding region runs from base 1 to 1341 and encodes 446 amino acids.